GGUCCUCCAUGGUUUUGUUCCCCAAUCCCGCUUUCCCUUCCCUUCCCUUUCACCGUCUGCUAGAUCCCCCAACCCUUUCUUUCUUUAUUUGUUCUCCACAGUCGAAACAUCUGGCUACAGCUCUGCAUUACCAUCUUUUUCUUGACAGCUCGCCGAAGGAACCGCCAUCAUGAGUGGCCAGGACACCCUGUUCCGUUCGGCGAAGAUGUCGCUCGUACAAUUGUACGUUGCAACGGAGAUAAGCCGGGAGGCGAUUAGCGAGUUGGGUGAAGUGGGGAUGCUCCAGUUUAGAGAUGUAGGUUUCUCCCCUUCUAUAAUUUGAUGAGGUCGUGCUGUAGUUGUGAUGGUAGCGGGGGAGGGCUAAUUGACGACGUGCUCUACAGUUGAAUGCGGAGACAUCCGCUUUUCAGAGAACUUUCACCAAAGAUAUCCGCCGGUUGGAUAAUGUUGAACGGCAGCUUCGUAUGUUUCAUUCGACCCCCUGGCGGUGGGUGCUUAGUAUUAAUGUGCUGUAGGCUUUUUCGGAGCGCAAAUGGAGAAGAAUUCGGUUCCUGUCCGACCCGUUCCCGAUAACGCGAACCUCACUGCUGCCCCGAGCGCCUCGGAGAUCGAUUACCUUGCUACUCGUGCGGGCGAAUUAGAAGUGAGGGUCAGUCAGUUGAACGCUUCUUACGAGACUCUUCAGAAACGAUGGGUUGAGCUCGUUGAGUUUCGCUGGGUAUUGAGGGAAGCUGGUGGAUUCUUUGAUCGUGCCCAUGGCCAGGCUGAGGAGAUCCGCCGUGGGUCUACUGAUGAGCCCACUGCGCCUUUACUAGAAGACGUCGAACAGUCCGCUCCCGCUGGUAGCGCUGGGCAUGGAGAUACGAUGUUCCAGACCAUGAAUAUUGGCUUCGUUGCUGGUGUAAUUCGCAGGGACAGGAUUGCCGCGUUCGAGAGGAUCCUUUGGCGAACAUUGAGAGGGAAUCUUUACAUGAACCAGUCGGAGAUUGAUGAGCCCAUCGUCGACCCAAGCACCAAUGAACCUGUUGACAAGAACGUUUUCGUUAUUUUCGCCCAUGGAAAGGAGAUUUUGGCUAAGAUUCGUAAGAUUUCGGAGUCUCUCGGCGCUGGCCUCUACAGUGUGGACGAGGACAACACUCUUCGCAGGGAUCAGCUUCAUGAGGUCAACAGUAGGAUUAAUGAUCUUGAUUCCGUCUUGCACAAUACCAGGAAUACGUUGACGAGCGAGUUGAGGAUGAUUGCGCAGAAUCUUGCGAGCUGGAUGGUGGUUAUCAAGAAGGAGAAGGCGAUCUAUCAGACACUGAAUUUGUUUAUUUACGACUCGGCGAGGAAGUGUUUGAUUGCAGAGGGGUGGCUGCCAACGAACCAGUUGCCCCUAAUUCAGAAGCGUCUGAGGGAUGUUACGGAUCGCGCUGGGCUGCAGGUUCCUACGAUCGUCAACGAGCUCAGGACGACAAAGACGCCUCCAACGUAUCACAAAACGAAUAAAUUCACUAUCGGGUUCCAGACCAUUGUGGAUGCUUAUGGUGUUGCAAAAUACCGUGAGGUUAAUCCCGGAUUGGCGGCGAUUAUUACGUUCCCAUUCUUGUUCGCCGUCAUGUUUGGUGAUAUUGGACAUGGUUUUAUUCUGACCCUUACGGCAACUACAAUGAUAUGGUACGAGAAGAGGUUUGAGAAGCAAAAGAUCUUUGAGCUCUUCGAUAUGGCAUUCUUCGGAAGAUAUAUUAUGUUGCUUAUGGGAGUUUUCUCCAUUUACACUGGCCUCAUCUACAAUGAUAUCUUCUCCAAGCCUCUCACGCUGUUCAAGAGUCAGUGGGCGUACCCCGGGAACUUCACAAUUGGGGAGAAUAUUGAGGCACAAAAGUUGCCUGGUUACACAUAUCCUUUCGGUUUGGAUUGGCAGUGGCAUGGAGCGGAGAAUAGUUUGCUGUUCACAAACAGUCUUAAGAUGAAGCUCAGUAUCAUCAUGGGGUGGUUUCAUGUGAGUUCGCAUCCCGUUAUUUUUACGGGGACAGCGGGGACUAAUGCUAUACAGAUGACUUAUUCUCUUUGCCUCUCCCAAUACAACCACCGCUACUUUAGGUCCAAGAUCGAUACAUGGGGUAAUUUUAUCCCGGGCAUGAUCUUCUUCCAGUCGAUCUUUGGUUAUUUGGUACUUACUAUUGUCUACAAAUGGUCCGUUGAUUGGAUUUCCCGUGAUGAGAGUCCGCCUAGUCUGUUGAAUCUUCUCAUCUACAUGUUCCUAGCCCCUGGAAAAGUCACAGAACAGCUCUAUCCCGGCCAGGCAGCCGUUCAGGUUCUUUUGCUAUUGAUAGCAUUGGUCUGUGUACCCUGGAUGUUGCUGCUCAAACCUCUCUACCUUCGAUGGGAGCACAACAAGCACCACGCAGCCGGUUACCAGGGACUAGGCCAAGUCUCCAGGGUCAGUGCUCUUGACGGCGAUGACGAAGAUGAAUCUCCUCGUGGUCGUGAAAGUAUCGAGAGCGACGGCGAGGGCCACGUCCUCAUCGCCGAGGAGAUGAGGGAAGAAGAAGAGUUCGAAUUCAGCGAAGUGAUGAUCCACCAGGUCAUCCAUACUAUCGAAUUUUGCCUCAAUUGUAUUUCCCAUACAGCCUCAUACCUCCGUCUAUGGGCUUUGUCACUGGCGCACGCUCAAUUAUCGGUCGUGCUCUGGGACAUGACGAUGGCUGUUGGUUUUGGGUUUGAGGGGACUACCGGGGUGAUCAUGAUGGUCAUUCUGUUCUCUUUCUGGCUGAAUUGCACCGUUAUGGUGCUGGUGCUUAUGGAGGGAACUAGCGCCAUGUUGCACAGUUUGCGUUUGCAAUGGGUUGAGGCUAUGGUGAUUACUCCCUUCUUUCCGUUCUCCCAUCCGUUCAUUCGACUCUAUUUCAUUGUAUACAGCACUAACGUCCGCACUAGAGCAAGUUUUUUAUCGGGGAUGGCAUCGCCUUCGAGCCGUUUAGCUUUAGGUUACUGCUCGAGGAGGGUGCAGAUCAAUAGAGGGUAAACACGCCGUGACUGGUUGUCUGAUAGCUUGACUAGCUAAUUGAUUGGACUGGCCACCGAGCGGUCCGGUGGGGGAUUAAUACUACGCAUCGGUGCUGUGAUUUUUUGGUUUCUUUUCCCUUUUGUUGUGUUUCCCGUGUGUUCUUUGUAGUUCUAUGCCAAGUUUCCCGUAGGAUGCGAUGCAGGGUAGUUUAGAGUAAAGCAGAUGAGACAUUAAUCGGAUUUUUUGCGGUUGCUGUGUUGUGUUGUGAUUCUGGUGAAUUGUGGUGUGUCAUGGCGACAUGCUCGGUAUAGCGUGUGGCCGUUGUGGGUUGGGGGGACGAUAUUGGACUGGGUGAGAGCGAAUACGUGAAGCCAGUACUCGAGAAAUAGAGGGUACUGUACGGCCUUGGAGGCCCUCGUACUCGAGUAUCUGGAGUGACUGGACGACAGGAUGCUCUACCUCUGCGUAUUCUAGACCCCUCACCUAAUGAAGUCGGCACGGGGAGGACGGUCCGAUGGGAUAUAAUACGAACUUCAAUACAGGGCUGAAGCGGGUGUGCUUGUGCGUGUAACAAAGCACGAGAAAUAGAUGAAAGGGUUCGUUUCAGGAUAUUUCAACGCUGGAGAGUAAACUUUCGUUCUCAGGUUCUGCCUGAUUAAUCACUUACUGGGGCGGGGGAAAGACCGAUCAAUGGACAAUUCAGCCCGCUCACCGGUAAGUUCUCUGCCUGAACUGAUGUAUCUGAUAUAUCAUGCGAAAAAUGGAGAGAGGGGGAAGCGGCCGGAAGGGUUUC
Messenger RNA from Tuber aestivum (summer truffle), 3782 nucleotides. NCBI's taxonomy places the organism in Eukaryota, Fungi, Ascomycota, Pezizomycetes, Pezizales, Tuberaceae. The record is from the annotation of a GenBank genome assembly.